Molecule: messenger RNA, 2567 nt
Organism: Bolinopsis microptera
Lineage: Eukaryota; Metazoa; Ctenophora; Tentaculata; Lobata; Bolinopsidae
Product: sushi, von Willebrand factor type A, EGF and pentraxin domain-containing protein 1-like
Exons: 11
Coding region: 93-2156 (687 amino acids)
Source: RefSeq, a predicted model, not a curated record
UUCCAGCUGGAACUCUAAACACGAAUAUUGAUUUGGAUAUAGAUUUGACCCCGCUCCAAAUAAAGACUAAGUCCGUUCUUGGCGGAACUGAUAUGAUGUGGGUGCGCUUUAUAGGUUCUAAUGACAAUCCUGCAAUCUUCAUCUAUUUUCAAGAUCCACCCAGCUACAAUAUCGGCUUUUGCACGCAGACAAAUCCACGGCCGCAGUUCACAUUGCCAGAUAUUGAUAACAACGAGCACAAAGUUUGGACUUUUGAAAGAGGGCUUAACAAUCUUCAACUUCGUUGUAAUGGAGUGGAGGUAUUCAACUUUAUCUUGGUGGAUUCAGCUUUCGAAGACUGUGUAAAAAAGUGGUCCAUAGAUUUUACUCAAAUUCAAUUUGUGAACGAUGGAGAACAAGAUAACGUGUCAGACUUCUUUAGACCAUUAGCAGAGGUAUGCAUCAAACUACCUGAAGAUUGGAUUGGAUUAAAAACAGAGGCUGAGUUCCCUGUGAGCCAAGGAACCACAAUGACAGUGUCCUGCAACGACGGCUAUAUUAACAGUGGGAGUAACACGGUUACUUGCAACACUUACCACUACCAAGACUUGCAGUACGAGAACAAACCACAAUGUGUGCCCGCAACUUGCGAGGAGGGACACUACAGGGCUGCUGAUAUGGCUGAAUGUGAAAAAUGUGGCAUGGGAAAACAGCCUAGCUCGGAUGAAGUUUCCUGCGAGCCUUGUUCAGCUGGACAGUAUAAAGAUACGGAAAUGUUAAACUGUGCAGCGUGCCCAGCCGGUACUAUCAGCUCGGAGUCUGGUACAGGACUUUGUUUGAAGUGCCCCCAGGGGACUGCUGUUAAUACAGGAUACACUGAGUGUGUUUCCUGUACAAAACUAAACCCCAGCUGGGACAAAGUAAGAACAAAUACGCAGUUACCAGUAUCACCUGACACGGAAAUUAAGAUAUAUUGUGAGACUGGGCACACUCUAUCAGGAGACACUACAGUCACUUGUAUUAAAGACACUGAGUUUAAAGUCACAGAACCACCUCUUUGCAAGCUCGAUGAGUGCACAGAAUUGACACCAGUGGAGGGGUUAUCUACUGCAACCAAGUUUCCCAUCCCUUACGGCACUUUGGUAACUGUUUCAUGUGAAGUAGCGUACACCUUUGCUGGUGAUACUAUGAUCACGUGCUUGAAGGAUCAACAAUUCUCUCACUACGUUGAACCUACGUGCAAUCCAAAGCGCUGCACAGGACUGCCCCCAGACUCUGCCCUCCUGAUUACAACUCAAAGGUUCCCAGUGGAGUACGGAGCCCUGGUCACCGUGUUAUGUGAUCCCGGACACAAUAUGGAACUGAGAGGAGAUAACGUGAUCACGUGUACAGGCGGAGUUCAGUUCGCUUCCACUGAUAAACCUCGCUGUAACGAUGCAGGAACGUGCUCCGAACUGCCAGCAAACAGCAACUUGUGGGCUGAUACCACAUUCCCUGUUAACAAAGGAGCAACUGUGUUUGUGAACUGCAAGUCUGGCUACACGCUAACGUCAGGGUUACGCACUCUAACCUGUGUACAGGACGAUCAGUUCACUGUGGACAAGUUCCCUGUCUGUCAGAAAGACGAAUGCUCAGCACUCCCGGCCAUCUUCAACCUGCGGACGGAGACUAAGUUCCCAGUACAGUACCUAGACACAGUCACAGUAGACUGUGAGAGUGGCUACUCCCACGAGGGGGAUAGAACUAUCACCUGUAUUAAAGAAAACAACUUCCAGUUCAACCAACUACCUAGAUGUGUUCUAGACGAGUGUGACCAGAUGCCGGAUAUCCCUAAAAUCCAGACAAACACCAGAUUCCCUGUGAUAGUGGGGACAGAGGUAGUGGUCACGUGUAUAGCUGGCCACGUGAUGAGUGGUAGUACAGUGAUCACGUGUGUAAGAGGCUCCACCUUCACAAUCCAGCAGCCCCCUACUUGCACUAUAGAAACAUGUAAAGGACCGCUCCUGGAGAACCAUCUCUCCACUGACACUGCUUACCCCAUUAUCUACGGUACCAGAGUGACAGUGACCUGUGGGGAGGGGUACUCCCUGAAGGGAGACGAGGUCAUCAGCUGUAAGAGGGGUAUCAACUACUCCUACUCCACUCGACCUCUCUGCUUCGACACGCGUGAGUAUUAGGCCAGGAACCCCCCCCCCCCCCCCUCCAUAGUGUAGCGCUCGUUUCUAAUUUAAUUGGGAAGUCAGUUUUACUGUCAUCUUCUACUGACUUGACACAAGGUUUAUCACAUUUAGGUUUAUUUGUUAAGUUGUUUUUGUGACCCCAAACGUGUAGUGAAGCCUGAUGUUUCUGUGUUAUUCCAUUCUGUCAUCUGCUUUUAGUGUCGUUUUUUGUUCCAGUAGCUGCGAAUUUGUACCCCUUUCUUGAUUAAUUUAUCAGUUAUAACCAAUAAUUAUACAAUAAUAAUUCACAUUUUACCAUACUAUAUACUUUCCAUCCUUUGGUUUGAACACUAUUCAUUUUACUUCAUGUAUUGAACACCGUGUAAUGUGUAUCUACAGUGUAAAUACAAAGUUCUUUACCAGUUGUUU